Messenger RNA from Juglans regia (Persian walnut), 648 nucleotides. RefSeq lists its product as uncharacterized. The coding region runs from base 1 to 648 and encodes 215 amino acids. Gene Ontology annotation, molecular function: nucleic acid binding; RNA-DNA hybrid ribonuclease activity. The record is from RefSeq and is a predicted model, not a curated record. The transcript has a single exon. NCBI's taxonomy places the organism in Eukaryota, Viridiplantae, Streptophyta, Magnoliopsida, Fagales, Juglandaceae.
AUGGAUGAGGUUGUUGUAACAGUUUAUCAAGUUUGGAAAAGAAGGAAUAAGCUGGUAUUUGAGGAAGGGUUCUGGUCUUCAGAAGCAGUAGUCAAGUUGGUUAAGCAGUUAGUAAGUGAAUUCAAGGAAACAAAUUUGAAACCUGCAGUUGGCUCAGCACUGAUCACAACAAGAGAAUGCAAAUGGAAAGCCCCUCCUUUAAACUUCAUCAAAGCAAACUGGGAUGCAGCUGUGGAUAAUAUUCAUUGCAGGAUUAGUAUUGGAGUUGUGCUUAGAAACUCAAGUGGACAUAUUAUUGCAAGCUUAAGAUCUCAAAUGGAUUCUUUUCCAGAUACUCACCUAGCAAAGACAAUUGCAGCCCUCAAAGCUUUAAUUCUAUGUCAACAGCUUGACCUAACACAUAUUAUAUUGGAAAGGGAUGCGCAACAGGUGGUCAAGGAUAUCCAGAGCAGUCACGAGAUUUGGACCUCAGUUGGCAUGAUUGUUAGAGACAUCAAAGCGCUACUUACUAAGAUGUCUAGAUGGUUUAUCAAUUUUAUUCCUAGAACUUGUAAUUUUUUGGCUCAUAAUCUUGCAAGGGAUGCAUUGAAACUCUCUGAGGAGAGCAUUACUUUGGAGGGUCUUCCCCUUUGUAUUCAUCAUAUGUGA